GCAAAUUCGUGUCAGUUUUGUUCGUGGUUGUUUUCAAGCAAUACUUUGUCAUUUUGCUGGCUGAAAACGACGACGUGUUCCCUCAAUCGUUCCUGAAAUCCUUAAAGAAGUAAGUAUAGAUCACUUGUAAGCUAGAUUUGAGACGCAAAUUGCAACUAGUGUUCAAUUACAACGAGACAUAGCUUAGCGUGAGAUCCAUGAAGGGUGUUGUUACAAAUUCUUGCUCGUAUGCUCAAACUGCAAAGCUUAGCGGCUUUACGAACUAGUUCAACCCUGCUUCAUUUUAAUCAUUUACAAAAUGCUAAAUCGAUUUCGUUUUGCAUAUAACAAUUUGGGAAUUUGUCCUUUAUUCCGUGGAGAACUAUGGUCUCUCUUAACUUGACGGAAUUACUACGAUUCUCGAUUUGCUGAAUUUCAAAUCGUUUGAAAAGACUGUGGUUAUUCAUCGUCGUCAAGUACAAUAUUAGAUAAAGUAUUAUCGUUAAAUGCGCUUUGUUUUCACCUCGGAUGUACAGAUCGGGACGUUUAGUUUGGAAGCACACGGUUAGGAGUCUUCUUCGUGCGAGCCCGGUCAUCAAGAUCCACAGCGGCAGUGAAUAGAUCGAAAGGGAGACGCUAGCAUUUAUCAGCCUUAGUUGUUCCUCAAGGCCCUGAAAUUAGCCUCGCUGGUAAGUAGAUUGUAUAGUGUAAUUUAGUUGUUUCUGUGGCAGGCCAAGACUUGCUAAUUCUAAAACUGAAACUAAACAUCUUCCUGUCUUUGGACAACAUCAAGAAAUACAUUAGUCUUCGAUCCAGAGAUCAUUGUUUAAUGCGCUUGUUUUCACCUGUGAUGUACAGAUCGAGACGUUUGGAUUGCAAGCAAACGGCUAGGAGUCUUCUUCGAGCGAGCCCGGCCAUCACGAUCCACAGCGGCAGGGAAAAGAUCGAAAGGCAAACGAUAGUAUUUAUCAGCCUUAGUUGUUCCUCAAGGCACGGAAAUUAGCCUCCCUGGUAAGGACAUUGUAUUAUUGUGUAGUUUAAUUGUUUCUGUAGCGGACCAGGACUUAUUCAUUAUGGAACUGAAACGAAACAUCCACCUGCUUUAGGACAGCAGCAAGAAAUACAGUACUAGUCUUCGAUCUCGAGAUUGAUAAAGGAUCAUGAACUUUCUUGUCGAUGUCGUCAUUGUGUAUGUUUUGAUGUUGGGGAAGUUUUGCGAAUGUAUGUACGAGGACACCGUAGAAACAAACUGACAAAAAAACUCCGCAGUCGAUCAGAGAUCUUUUCGAAUUCAUCGUUGUCCACAAACACUUUCCUUUAAUUUGGUAACCUUACAUGCUCUUAGCUGGCGGUGUAUUUUGAUGAAGAAAUUAUAAGUUGUGUUAUUGCUGAAGAUUGUGAACUUCAUGCAAAAUUGUUCGUUCGAAAGUUUUUCCUUCGGUAAAAGACUCUCAAUUUAAAACUUUCUCCUUGUUUACUCCAACAAUUGUUUCAAUGCCGUUCAAAAAUAAAAUUUGAGCGGCACAUUCUAGAAGAAGACAUGCGAAUAUGGUUGACCUCUGUUCAAGAGCUUAUUCCAGUUACUUGAAAUAUCACACCAGACACGACUACAGCUAGAAAAUCGCCAAAUUGAGUAUUUUCUUGAUGUUGCCUUUUGUCUGCCUUGAAUUCCAAGAGGGAAUGUGGAAUUGUGUGCAAGUAAACCCCCCUUCCCUUCUCCUCAGAACCCACUCCUGCCGAUUCGAGAAUUUCUUAAGGUAUUGCUUUAAGGACUGGGGGGGAGCUGAUGUGCUUUCCUUUUUAUAAUUUGUUCACCUACAUCGGACUAAACAGCUCAGCUUACACUUAACGAAUCAACGCGCAAAUUUGACGCUUGCGGUUAUCGACGCCAAUCAAAAAGACUCAGUGUCACUGGCUUAUUAUUUGUUAGGGUCACAAUACGUAACACACUGCUUUCACUUUCGUGCUCUUGUUUACGAGUUGAAGGCUGGUUGCGCAUGAGCAACUUUUUGUUUCUUGUCUUGCCUGGUUGAAAUUUUGACGCUUACACGGAAAUCAAAACCAACUGUUGUACUUAUAGCAUAGAUUCUUUGGAAAAGAUUUUGACAGUUUGUUAAAUAAAGCUUUUUAAAAUCUAAUGUUUUAUCCAUGUUUCUGCUCUGAAAAGGACUUCGAUCAAAACAUUCUUGAACAUAAUUUAAACUCGAUUGUUGUAAUAAUCACGCAAGGCACGCGUGCCUGAAGUUUGCCUCUUUAUCCGCCACCCCACUUUCGCUACUAAACAAGUCUACCAAUAGGACCGGGGAAGGGUCAUAUCUCAUACCCAAAGGUGAGCAACUCCUUUGUUGUCCUCAUUUCAGUUAUUUAAUCCUCAGUCACUUUAUGGAUUCAUAAAUUGCCAUUCUGAUAAAGGACUUACAUCAAAACAUUCUAUAACAGGAGAAAGAAACAUCGUUGACCUCUGUUCAAGAUUUUACAUUUUCUUGCUUGAAAAAUGUCACGCCAGAUAUGCGUACAGUCAGCGAUUCACCAAAAUUUAGUAUUUCCUUAAUGCUGUUCUAUUAUCUACUUACCAUUUAUGAGAGCAAUGUGAAAUUGUGUCUAAUGCGAGGAAUUUUUUCACCGACUUUUAUGAGGGGAAUUUAAAUUUGAAAAAAAUUAAGAUUACUGGGUCGAGGCACAUUGAUGUGUUAUUUUUUCUGCGGGCAAAGCGAAUUCAAUAGUUGUUAGUAAAACAGUCGAUAUGAUGCCUGCAGGGUGUAGCUAUUUAGAGCGGUGAAUAAGGUGCAUUGCGACAAAGCCGAAUUAACUUGCGCUUUCAAGUUCGUUGAGUGUUUUGUUGACUAUAGAACUUGGCUUACAUUCGUUACCGCAAAUAAAGUAUGCAUACCUCACUAAAAGUUUUCAUAACUUUGACAACAGUAAAUACACCUAAAUUCACCUUCAUGAAAAUGGUUUGUGGCAGAUACAGCUCCUCUUAAGUGAAAAAUUAAUAAGCGAACUUUCGGCGCAAAAUUAUAAUGUUGAUACCAUAUUCGAUGUUAAGAGAUGAGACAAUUAUUUAGAGGAGAAUGAGCUUGAUGAGAUUGUAACAAGAUGAAAUUUCAUGCCAAUCACUGUGAUUUAUUCAUCGUCCUUGGCACAAGUUACUCUAAAUCAAUGAAAAUGUUAUUGAUGUUAUUUUUAUACGCUUUAUGAUUCUAUCUGAUACUCAGAGUAUAUCAGCUAAAAGAAUGAAUUGCCAUGUUUAGCAGGACAGCAAAUUUAAAAUAAGGAAACGCGGAUUAUCCUCGCUUCAAUUUUAUCAAAGCUCCAGACAUUUUGGUGGGAGAACUAUCCCUUGUUUUCAGAGUUCUUUGAGAAAUACCAGUUGCGGAAAGACUGCAACAGCUGAGCAAAAAAAGACUUCAAAGCAUAUGAGAUGCUGUGUCCGUGAGAUCACGGAGGAAUAAACAGCAACACAAAGUAAAUUCCUCGAAUCACUUACUCUUUUCGUUAAGUGUCUUCUCCAGUGGACUUAUUCCAAAUGUCAACACUUCAUAGUAGGUCGCUUAUCAUUUCGUAUGGAUAUCUUGGCUUAAUCAGGGAAAGAUUUUCUACUAUGACAAUAUUCAUGGAAGUCUACCCUUCAUUUUGACUUUUCUUCAACGAUCAAAUCUUUCAGGUGAGAGCAACCAAACGUACCAAAGAGAAACUUAACUAUCUUGUCUCAAUUGACGCAACGCAGUAACCUACCCAAUAAAGUAAUUACUUUAGCGAAUCAAGAGGAAUGGCCCGGUGGUAUGAAAUCAUAUUCAUCUGAUCAACGCUUUAGAAGUGUUGUCCUUUGUAUUUGAAAUUUCUCGAAGUUUUUUGCUGGUCAAUUUAAUCUUCUGGAUAACACAUCGACAAACUACACUCAAUACUUGUCAACUUCCAUGUAGCCCUGCGUCUUUUCAGUAAGAAAUCACAGAUGAAAUCAAAAUGUGGUGAGAACAAAAAAGUGGCACACGAAGCGCAGAAACUGUUUAGUUUUCUUUCACCGGUCUUGGUGAUCUUCCAUGUUUCCCAACCAUAUAGCAGAACCGGUCGGACUAAGUCUUGAACAGGCGUAUCUUGGUUCUCCUCCCUAUUCCUCUGGCUGCCCACACCUUCCAUAGCCACUGGAAUGCGCCUCGUGCUGUCUGCGGUCUGUUCUUAAUAUCUCCACUGCCUCCACCUUCUUUGUCUACAAUGGCUGCUUCCUCCUUCAAUCUCCCUGUCUUCACUCAAGGCUUUAAACUUGGAUGAAAGUAGAGCGAUGUCGUCCUGGUCUGAGAUGUUAUUUUUUAAUUAUAAGUAUCUGUUCAGUUGUACUGUCAUUUGGUCUAAAACCAGCCUGCUCUUUUCGAAGCGUCUUGUCUACACCUCUCUUUAUCCGCCCUAGCAGCAUCUUGUGGAAUAUUUUACUGAUGAUGGGUAGCAAAGUCACUCCUCUCCAGUUGUUGCAAUCACGAGAAUCACCUUCCUUCAUUUCCAUCUAUUUCCUCAAUCUACUCCAGUUCUCCUGUUUCUUCAUUCUCUCCCACUGGAUUUGUUGGGUCAUCUCUGUUUAAAAUUUCACUCAAGUGCUCAACCAUCUCUGCAAUCUUUCUUUUGAUUCUGUCUUAAGCACCCCUUGUUUGUCUUUUACACAUAUUUUUUGCCUCCUCCGCUCUUAGUUAUGCUGUAUAGCUCGAUUAAGGCGCAAUAAAAUCCUCCGUAUAUGCCUACUAUCACGCUCAUUAUCUUGCGCGGAAUUCCAUAGCUCCCCAUGAUGUUCCACAUGCUUUCUCUGUGAACCGAGUCGAAGGAUGUCUUAAGCACCCCUGUUUGUUUGUCUUUUACACCUACUUUUCGCCUCCUCCGUUCCCCGGUUAUUGUCCUGGCUAUGCUGUAUAGCUCCUUGUUUCUACCAUUCUCAGCAGCCUCUUCCCCUCUCCAACCAAUUCCUCUUAUCCUCCCCAGCACUAUGUUUCACUUCCUUUUCUUUCGCACUAUACUCCUCUCUCCAUCGCUGUUUUAGUCGUUCCGUUCACGCACACUCUAUUUUAAGUUUUGCCUCUUUCCCUUCCUGAAUUUUUCCCGCCGGCUUUGGCCCAAGAGCGUCAUUACGGCCCCAGCAGCAACACCCCCGGUUUGAGUUGUAUUGUCAAUGCAUCCGGCUUCUGUAACAUCUGUUUCUUUCUAAGGGGCAGGGUCGUUAACCUUGCGUCCAUCCUCCAACUUGAGUUCCAGGGGAUCACUCUUAGUCUGGUUUUUACCUUUCGACAUGUUCGGCAUGGGUGACUCUACCAGGAGUGUAAGACUGUAGCCAAUCUACCUAUCUACCGAUUUCGGUAGAUAGGUAGGUAGAUAGGUAGGUAGAUAGGUAGGUAGAUAGGUAGGUAGAUAGGUAGGUAGAUAGGUAGGUAGAUAGGUAGGUAGAUAGGUAGGUAGAUAGAUAGGUAGAUAGGUAGGUAGAUAGGUAGGUAGAUAGAUAGGUAGAUAGGUAGAUAGAUAGGUAGGUAGAUAGAUAGAUAGAUAGAUAGAUAGGUAGGAAAGAAAAUAGAAAAGGAAAGGAAAGGAAAGGAAAGGAAAGGAAAGAAAAGGAAAGGAAAGGAAAGGAAAGGAAAGGAAAGGAAAGGAAAGGAAAGGAAAGGAAAGGAAAGGAAAGGAAAGGAAUAAUCCUAUUGGGUACUAACAUAACUAUGGUUUUAAUAGGAUAUAACUGAUAAUGGCCACUGUGUUGAAGUACACCACAGAGCAACUGAAUUACUACAGGAUUUGUUACGUUGUCACUGACAUACUAACUGAGGGUCUGCGAACCAUCUUCAAACAAGAAUGGGACAAUCGAUACAAGACAACACUGGGAGAAUGGAAAGAUCAACCCAAAAAUGGAAUGGACUUCUGGAAUGGCGAGUCUACUCGAAACAGAAAAAGAAACGCUGGGUUGUUGACAACCAUGAAGAAUGGUGAUAAAGCUGAAUGGGAUUGUACCAUGCUGUUUUACGCUAUCCUGUAUUCAGAUUGCAUAUAUUCUCUCAAUCCAUCAAUUAGAUCAAAUGUGGAUGACUUAAGGAAAUUCCGAAAUGAAGAAUUUGCACAUAUACCUCGGGGCCACCUCUCCAACGGAGAUUUCCAAAAUGUCAUUACUAAGGUUAAAACUGCAUUCCACGCACUCGGUCUCCAGACAUUGAAAAUCAGUGAAGUUCAAAAUCAGACAAACUUCUUAACGGAGGAGUUAAACGAUGUUUUAGGGAAGGCUGACGACUUGAAACAAGAAGUUAAGGACAAGGAAGAGGAACUUCAAGUGAAAGAAGAACAGAGGCUUGCCUUAGAGGAGCAAUUACAUUCCAAUGUCUCUUCAUUUUGCAUCCUCCCUCCCAAACCUAGCCACGACAUCGCUCCUCGGGAAUCUGAAGUUGGUGAAGUUUUACAAAACCUCCAAACACUAAAAGACGCCAAUGAUGGGUUGAGCAUGCUGUAUUUGUCAGGAAAUCCAGGAAGUGGAAAAUCUCAGCUGGCCCGUUUAGCAGCCAAGCGAUUUUACGACGAGGUCGAACAAAUACCUUCUGCAGCUUCAUUUGUCAUGAUGUUGAAUGCUGAAAACUCAGAAGCACUUUUGAAAUCGUAUGUCCUUUUCGCUCAACAUUGCAAAUGUCCCGGGUAUGAAAUAACAAACACUUACGGCUCCAAGGAUUUGAACACAGACGAGAAGAUUUCAUAUUUCAAGACCUUAAUAAGUACAAAAAUUGAGCAUUACACUUCAUGGCUGUUGGUAGUUGAUAAUGUGACCAGCAUAUCUCGUACAAGCAAUCAUUUGCCAGAUGCAGGAAACGAGCUGUGGGCAAGGGGUCAGAUGCUAAUAACAACACAAGACACUGCGUCUAUACCGUUGUCAAGCUCUUCCAUACAAAAUAUCUCAAUCAGCGCAGGAAUGCAACCUGAUGAUGCGUGCUUUCUGCUUAACCUCCUUUCUGGUAUCUCAGAUGCCAAGAUGGAAAAAGAAAUUGCGAAAGAACUAGACUACCAGCCACUUUCAUUGGCAGCCGCAGCCACGUAUGUGAGACAAGUUCGUCAGAAUAAAGGAACCUCGAAAUUUGGCUGGACCGACUAUUUGAAGAAAUUGGAAGAGGGGAAACGAAGCAAUACUGAAAGCAUUCUUGCUGCGACAAAUCCAGCCUAUCCGCAGACCAUGACCAAAGCAAUAACACUCGCUGUCGAAAUGGUGAUGGAAAAUGAUAUAAUUUUGCAUCACAUGUUCCUUUUUCUUUCAAUGUGUGCAUGUGUGCCGAUACUGCAAUACAUUAUUAUCGAGUAUGUUAAAACAACAGAUGACGAAUUUGAAGAUGAAGAUAUGAUAAGAACGAGGAUGAGUCGAUGUUCACUGUUGCUAAUUGAAGAAGAAUCAACUGGUGUUUAUAUUCGAGUCCAUGGUGUCGUUCUUGAUGUUAUUAAAUCUGCGACAAAAGGUUUCGCAAAGGAUCAAAGCUACAAAGUGGUGUAUGGCGCGGUAAUGUCUUUCUCAAAAUUUGAAGAGCUGGAAUCUAUUGUUGUGGGAACAAGAAUAGUUCCCCAUCUUAAAACGUUGAGCUUAAAAAUUGAAGACAUGUCGCUCGGGAAAGGAAUACCAGAAGCGACCAAUAGAGCCUUGUGUAAUUUUCCGUAUGGCCUUUGGAGACUUACUGACAUGUGCCUAAACCACAGUGAGUUUAGAGCAGCGCUAGUCUAUGGUAAAUGGCUGUUAAAAAUUCAGAUGAAACAGCUGGGACCUGAGCAUGUUGAUGUUGCACGCUCUUACAACAAUCUGGGUACUUUAUACAAGGCUCUGGGCGACACAGAUGAAGCAAAAGACUGGUAUAAGCGUGCACUGGAGAUUCGUCUGAAAAAGCUGGGACCUGAACAUGUGGAUGUUGCAACCUCUUACAACAAUCUGGGUACUUUACACAAGGCUCUGGGAGACACAGAUGAAGCAAAAGACUGCUAUAAGCGUGCACUGGAGAUUCGUCUGAAACAGCUGGGACCUGAGCAUGUUGAUGUUGCAACCUCUUACAACAAUCUGGGUACUUUACACAAUGAUCUGGGCGACACAGAUGAAGCAAAAGACUGCUAUAAGCGUGCACUGGAGAUUCAGAUGAAACAGCUGGGACCUGAGCAUGUUCAUGUUGCAGGCUCUUACAACAAUCUGGGUAAUUUACACAAGGCUCUGGGCGACACAGAUGAAGCAAAAGACUGCUAUAAGCGUGCACUGGAGAUUCGUCUGAAAAAGCUGGGACCUGAACAUGUGGAUGUUGCAACCUCUUACAACAAUCUGGGUACUUUACACAAGGCUCUGGGAGACACAGAUGAAGCAAAAGACUGCUAUAAGCGUGCACUGGAGAUUCUGAUGAAACAGCUGGGACCUGAGCAUGUUCAUGUUGCAGGGUUUUACAACAAUCUGGGUACUUUACACAAGGCUCUGGGAGACACAGAUGAAGCAAAAGACUGCUAUAAGCGUGCACUGGAGAUUCGUCUGAAAAAGCUGGGACCUGAGCAUGUUGAUGUUGCAACCUCUUACAACAAUCUGGGUAAUUUACACAGUGAUCUGGGCGACACAGAUGAAGCAAAAGACUGCUAUAAGCGUGCACUGGAGAUUCGUCUGAAAAAGCUGGGACCUGAACAUGUGGAUGUUGCAAGCUCUUACAACAAUCGGGGUAAUUUACACAGUGAUCUGGGCGACACAGAUGAAGCAAAAGACUGCUAUAAGCGUGCACUGGAGAUUCUGAUGAAACAGCUGGGACCUGAGCAUGUUCAUGUUGCAAACACUUACAACAAUCUGGGUAAUUUACACAGUGAUCUGGGCGACACAGAUGAAGCUAAAGACUGCUAUAAGCGUGCACUGGAGAUUCGUCUGAAAAAGCUGGGACCUGAACAUGUGGAUGUUGCAACCUCUUACAACAAUCUGGGUACUUUACACAAGGCUCUGGGAGACACAGAUGAAGCAAAAGACUGCUAUAAGCGUGCACUGGAGAUUCUGAUGAAACAGCUGGGACCUGAGCAUGUUCAUGUUGCAAACACUUAUAACAAUCUGGGUAAUUUACACAAGGCUCUGGGCGACACAGAUGAAGCAAAAGACUGCUAUAAGCGUGCACUGGAGAUUCGUCUGAAAAAGCUGGGACCUGAGCAUGUUGAUGUUGCAAGGUCUUACAACAAUCUGGGUAAUUUACACCGUGAUCUGGGCGACACAGAUAAAGCAAAAGACUGCUAUAAGCGUGCACUGGUAAUAUAUACCUUCAAGUAUGGUCAAGAACAUUCAAGGACACUAGAGGUCGGGAGGAAGUUAUCUUGGCUAAGACAGAAAAGAAAGAGAGUUGAUCGUUGUGCUGUUUUAUAA
Messenger RNA from Pocillopora meandrina, 9331 nucleotides. The record is from the annotation of a GenBank genome assembly. Lineage: Eukaryota; Metazoa; Cnidaria; Anthozoa; Scleractinia; Pocilloporidae.